AUGGGUGGGAAUAGUUCACGGCGACGAAAGCCAAAUACACCCAUUCCAUCGUACACACCCGGAUCACCAGGUUUUAAUCGACCUGGCAUUCCACCUACGACUGGAAUUAUCAAUCCAGCAGUGAAUCCUAAUCAACAACGAGACUUGGUCCAGGCUAAUCAAACAAUAGCCAAUUUAACCAAUCAAAUCAAUGCUAUGCAACGCGGUGCAAGUGGAGCUAUGCCUAUACCACAAGCACCUUACGGUGGUUAUAUGGGACCCGGUGGUACACCACCACCGAUGAAUUAUGGUACUCCACCACUAUAUCCGUAUGGAACACCACCGUAUCCGUAUGGAACACCGGCACCAAUGCCAUAUGGUACUCCGCCAUAUUCUCCUCCUAGUCCUGCACUUCCGCAUUUUGGCGGACCAAACCCGUAUCCAUACCAUUCACCACCGAUCAUAGGAGCUGGUGGUUAUCGUGAUUCUGAUUUUUCUGCUAUGGCUAACAUAGCUGGUUUGAAUCCAGCUGAUGUUGCAUUACUUCAUCGAGAAUUUAUGAAUUUAACUCGUGGUGGAAUAAAUAAAAUCGAUCGUGUCGUUUUCCGUCAAAUAUUACGCGACGUACUUCUCGAAGCUAAUAAUGAACAAGUCGAUCGUGCCAUUGAAAAUAUGUUUGUUACCAUCGAUCGAAACCGUGAUGGUUACAUUGAUUUUCCUGAAUUUAUAGGUGCAUUUAAAGAUGUGUUAAAAGGACAUAUUUCCGAUGGUCCAAGUUAUUUACAUGAUGACAUUUACCCUGAUGCCCUAAGUAAUCAACUGCGAGCAGCGGGCGUAGGCAGCGGAAUUGCAGCGAGAAAUGUACCUUUAGUUCAACAAGCUGUACCUGCCACACAAUUGGUUUCUACUGGUGGACUUAGUAUUGUACCCUUAGCAUCGACAGCGGUUCAACAAACACCUCUGAUCUGUAGUCCUGCGGCGACUGCAGUUCAACAAGUACCUCUCGUUUGUAGUCCUGCGACGACUGUGCAGAUUUCAGAUGCAGCCGCACCUUUACUCACCCUUGAUCCUAGCCAAUCAUCGUAUGUUAUCGCAACACCCGGUCAAUAUUUGAUAACACAGCCUACAGCUUUACAAUGUGUGCCUUUACCAACAAUGUAA
This is a messenger RNA of Adineta ricciae, 1140 nucleotides long. NCBI's taxonomy places the organism in Eukaryota, Metazoa, Rotifera, Eurotatoria, Adinetida, Adinetidae. The record is from the annotation of a GenBank genome assembly.